AUGCUAAGCACCAGAGUGCUUGUACAAUGCUCCGAGUCUCCCCACUCUCGCUCUGAGCAUCCCAAACUCUGCGCCCUCUGUUCGCCUGUAACCCCCAAUCCCCUCGGCAAUCUUGACAGAAUCAACCGAGCUCUGCUGACAAUCAUCCCAUCAACAGAGCAGUCUGGCCGCAUCACCUUCAACCUCUUCUACGACGUUGUCCCCAAGACCGCCGAGAACUUCCGUGCUCUCUGCACUGGUGAGAAGGGCUUCGGCUACAAGGGCUCUUCCUUCCACCGCAUCAUCCCCGAGUUCAUGCUUCAGGGUGGUGACUUCACCCGUGGUAACGGCACUGGUGGCAAGUCUAUCUACGGCGAGAAGUUCGCCGACGAGAACUUCCAGCUCAAGCACGACAAGCCCGGUCUGCUCUCCAUGGCCAACGCCGGCCCCAACACCAACGGCUCCCAGUUCUUCGUUACCACCGUCGUCACCUCGUGGCUCAACGGCCGUCACGUCGUCUUCGGUGAGGUCGCUGACUCCGCCUCCCUGAACAUCGUCAAGGCUCUUGAGGCUACCGGCUCCUCCAGCGGCACUGUCCGCUACGGCAAGCGCCCCACCAUUGUUGACUCUGGUGCCUUGUAA
Colletotrichum truncatum is the source of this 621-nucleotide messenger RNA. Its product is annotated as peptidyl-prolyl cis-trans isomerase. NCBI's taxonomy places the organism in Eukaryota, Fungi, Ascomycota, Sordariomycetes, Glomerellales, Glomerellaceae. Gene Ontology annotation, molecular function: peptidyl-prolyl cis-trans isomerase activity. Gene Ontology annotation, biological process: protein peptidyl-prolyl isomerization; protein folding. The record is from RefSeq and is a predicted model, not a curated record.